Messenger RNA from Erythranthe guttata (spotted monkey flower), 1193 nucleotides. It is a transcript of the gene RAD51D, whose product is annotated as DNA repair RAD51-like protein. NCBI's taxonomy places the organism in Eukaryota, Viridiplantae, Streptophyta, Magnoliopsida, Lamiales, Phrymaceae. Gene Ontology annotation, molecular function: ATP binding; four-way junction DNA binding; single-stranded DNA binding. Gene Ontology annotation, cellular component: microtubule organizing center; Rad51B-Rad51C-Rad51D-XRCC2 complex; replication fork. Gene Ontology annotation, biological process: telomere maintenance; double-strand break repair via homologous recombination; reciprocal meiotic recombination. The record is from RefSeq and is a predicted model, not a curated record.
UAAAGUGAGAAAUAAGUGAGGCAAAGAGGAGGGAAUAAACAGAGGAUUUUACUAAUUACUUGUGUUCAUUCUUCCGAUUACUCUCUUAGCUUGGAUGUGACUGAUUGAGAGGGUUAUUUCACUUGGACAAACAAAUGGCGCCUCUAGAAGCUUUGGAGUUUGAUUAUCCGCUCAUCGAUUCAAUUUUCCGACUAUUUAGUGCUUCUCGCGGCAUUUUUACCGUUGAAGAUUUUCUCGUGCACGAUCUUCAUGCAUUGGAGGCUUUUGCGAAACGAGGCAAUGCACCAGACAAAUUGAUACAGGGAAUUAAACAAGUGUUAUCUAUAAUAGAGUAUCAAAGUCGGCCGUGGUCAAAUGGUUUGGAGUUAUUAGAGAAUGCUCGACUGAACAAGCACUCGACAGGAUACGAAAGUAUUGAUUCCCUUCUGCAGGGAGGUUUUCGUGAGGGGCAUGUCACAGAGCUAGUUGGGCCUUCAUCAUCUGGUAAAACUCAAGUUUGCCUUAAAGCUGCAUCACAUGUGGCAAGAAAAUAUUCGGGCACAGUGAUGUACUUUGACACGGGCAACUCCUUUUCACCAAAACGAAUUGCGCAGUUUGUCUGUCAGUCAUCAGAUCCAACUAAUACGGAGGGAAACAACACAAUUCAACAUGUAAUGAGAAGCAUAGUAUGCCAUCCUGUAUUUGACAUGUUCGCCCUUUUGGAUAUGCUCCAUCAGUUAAUGAGUGAUUUGAAAUCUCAGAUUGGAUACAAGGUCAGGAUGCUUAUCGUUGACUCACUUUCGUCGCUUAUAGCUCCAGUUCUUGGAGGCAGUGGUGCACAUGGUCAUGCCUUAAUGGUAACUGCUGGAUUCUUGUUGAAGGAACUCGCGCAUGAGCACAAUAUAUCCGUUGUGGUGACCAAUCACAUGGUUGGUGGAGAGGCUGGUGUUUCGAAACCAGCACUGGGAGAGAGCUGGAAGAGCAUUCCACACGUUCGGCUUCUAAUAUCGAGAUACAGUGCAACCAAAGACAGCACCAUCUCGAUACUCAAACACCCCUAUCUGGCGACUGGAAAGACUGCAGAUUUCACAGUUACGCGAUCGAUCAGAAGAUGAUGUUUUCUGGUAACUAUAAAUAUCAUAUGUACUCAAGUUAAUGGAGGAUAAUGUAGGGAAUGUUCUUCAGUCUAAUUAAGAUUCUUAUUUCCUAGCAAA